Molecule: messenger RNA, 1550 nt
Organism: Astyanax mexicanus (Mexican tetra)
Lineage: Eukaryota; Metazoa; Chordata; Actinopteri; Characiformes; Acestrorhamphidae
Gene: pnp5a
Product: purine nucleoside phosphorylase 5a
Exons: 7
Coding region: 217-1098 (293 amino acids)
Biological process (GO): nucleoside metabolic process
Cellular component (GO): cytoplasm
Molecular function (GO): purine-nucleoside phosphorylase activity
Source: RefSeq, a predicted model, not a curated record
UUAUUAUCAGCACAGACAGCGUUUAAACGCGGUUUUGACGGGGCAGUUCUGCGGGAGCUCGGUUUUACAGCAGGUUUAAGGGGUUUUAUUGUUAAUAUUUAUUCUGCUGUGUGUUUAGUUUGGUCAGAGGACUCCCAGUAAAUCACUCAGGGUCUUAUAAUAAUAUUUCCAGCGCGUUAUUUUCCAGUGAACGGAGUUUUAACCGGAGCAGCUGAGAUGUUUCCUGAGGGCAAAACCGGGUACAGCUAUGAGGAGUGCAGGGCUACAGCUGAUUGGCUGCUGGCUCAGACAGCGGUGCAGCCUCUGGUGGGUAUUGUUUGUGGUUCAGGGCUUGGAGGUCUUGCCGACAUGCUGAAGGACCAGGUGGCCUUCAACUACAGAGACAUCCCCAACUUCCCCCAGAGCACAGUCCAUGGCCACGCUGGACGACUGGUGUUUGGGACUUUGAAAGGAAGACCCUGUGUCUGCAUGCAAGGACGCUUCCAUCUGUAUGAGGGAUAUCCCAUCCAAAAGAUCACUCUGCCCAUGAGGAUAUUUAAGCUGAUGGGUGUGGAGACAGUGAUCCUGACCAAUGCUGCUGGAGGACUGAAUCAGGACUACAAAGUGGGAGACAUCAUGAUCAUCAAAGACCAUCUAAACAUGCCUGGGUUCGCUGGCAACAACCCCCUGGCUGGACCUAAUGAUGAAAAGUUUGGUGUGCGGUUCCCCUGCAUGUCUGAUGCAUACGAUCGGGAGCUGCAGCAGCUGGCGAUGGAUGUGGGGAAUGAGCUGGGUUACGGGGACUUCCUCAGAGAGGGGGUUUACUGUGUUCUCGGGGGUCCUUCGUUUGAGACCAUCGCAGAGUGUCACAUGCUGCAUAAACUCGGCGCUGAUGCUGUUGGUAUGAGCACGGUUCACGAGGUGAUUGUGGCUCGUCACUGUGGCAUGCGAGUCUUCGCCCUGUCUCUGAUUACCAAUAAAGCAGUGAUGGACUACGACAGUGAGGAGAAAGCCAAUCAUGGAGAAGUUCUGCAGACGGGCAAACAGAGGGCAGAGCAGCUGGAGAGGCUUGUGAGCACCAUGGUCACUCGCAUCGAGUACAACAACAACUAUUCCUAAACUGAACUCUGGUCAGCUGAACUCUAAUCAGAGACCUCUGAACAGCAAAAAAAGAACCUCAAUGAACAUCGGAUAGUACUGAAACUUCAUGGGCAUUUAUUAAAGUAUGCUUUGGCAGUGCAAUGUUUAAUUUGAGCAUUUAUUAUUAUUAUUAUUAUUAUUAUUAUUUCCUUUAAUCUGGUGGAUAGAGAUCACAUACAUCUUGUACAUUCCUUAAGUAGGCAACAGACUGUUCUAGACUGCACACAGAACCAUGUAAAUGUGUCUUAUUAACACUAAUGCCUUCUUCACGUGUAUGUCCUAAUUUUAAAUACUGGAAUUGUUUGUAAAUGGUUGAUUUUACUCUGAGGUCAAGGUCCUAACAUGUAUAGUAGAUCUUAUAGAACACUUUUUUCUGUAUUAUGUGUUUUAUCUUUUUUGUAACAUUUAUUAAUAAAGUCACUUAUUUAUUA